Molecule: messenger RNA, 1998 nt
Organism: Naumovozyma dairenensis CBS 421
Lineage: Eukaryota; Fungi; Ascomycota; Saccharomycetes; Saccharomycetales; Saccharomycetaceae
Gene: NSP1
Product: FG-nucleoporin NSP1
Exons: 1
Coding region: 1-1998 (665 amino acids)
Biological process (GO): RNA export from nucleus; protein import into nucleus
Cellular component (GO): nuclear pore; nuclear pore central transport channel
Molecular function (GO): structural constituent of nuclear pore; phospholipid binding
Source: RefSeq, a predicted model, not a curated record
AUGAAUACCAAUCAGGGAUCCACCCCAGUCUCAAUCUUUCCAACGAGUAACUCUCAACCAGCUUUGAGUGGAAAUAACACAAUAGGCCAAUCUAAGCCAGGUCAAGGAGCUACAUCCACCGCACAGUUUAGUUUUGGAAACACAACCUCGGCGGCUACUGGAGCUACUGCUAAUAAACCAUUCACUUUUGGGACCUCAGAAAAUAAGGCACCUUUAAGCUUUGGAUUCGGCAAUAAGCCUGCUACUACUACUCCUCAAAGUAACGAUCAAACAUCUUCUUCGGGAUUAUUUGCCAUGAAUGCCCCAAGCGCAUCUGCAUCCUUCUCAAGCGGUUUCAAGUUUGGAACUACGCAAAAAGAUGAUCAAGCUAAAGCGUCCGCCUUUUCAUUUGCUGGAACAGGCAAUCCAACUGGCAAGAAUCCAACCUCUAAUAAGAAUGACGAAAACAAAACCACACCAGCGUUUAGUUUCGGGGGAAUUUCUGAGGAUGGUUCGAAAAAGGCGACCCCAAUGUUCAAUCUAAAUACCCAGGCAGACAAAACUGACAAUCAAGUGAAGGAUAAAACUACAGAACCCAAACCAGCCUUUUCAUUUGGUAGUCUAUCUAGUAAGAAAGAAAAUACUGCUUCAACACUCGGAAGUAAGGAAGCAACAAGCAACACUCCAAGCUUUUCUUUUGGCUCCAAGGCUGACAAACCUGCCUCACUAAACUUAGGACAGGAUUCAAGCGGGAAUAUUGGCAUGCCUUCAGUUAAGUUCGCCGCUGAAGAGAAAAAAGGCACUACUUCUCCUUCUUUUUCAUUUGGAGCAAGUGGAAAUACUGUAACUGACGUUAAGAAGAAAGAAGGGUCUGGUAAAUCAGACUUCCAAUUUGGUGCAGACGUUGGUGGGAAAAAAGUAGAGACUGUGAAUAAACCAACUUUUCAAUUUGGUGGGACACCUGAUGGUAACAAACAGGAGGCACCUGAUAAACCUAUGUUCUCAUUAGACUCAAAAGCAGGAGACAAUAAAAAUCCUCUCGAUAUGAAGCAACCGGCAUUUCAAUUCAAGUCACAGCCCGAAGCAAAAAAAGCAGAAGAGGCAACGAAACCAGCACUCCAAUUUGGAGGGAAACCAGAAGAUUCAAAAAAGGUUGAAGAGGUCACAAAACCAUCAUUAUUGUUUGGUGCUGGUACUGUUGCGGGCAAGAAAGAUGAUGACUCUAAGAAACAAUCCUUUGCGUUUGGUACCAAAACUGAAGACAAGAAUGCAGUGCCCAAGAUUGGCUUUGCCUUUGGCGACAAGCAAGAAGCAAAGGUUAACACCGAAAGUAAUAAAAAGCCGGAAAAUAAAGAGCCUAAUAGAGAAAAAUCUGUGGCAAAACCAAUUAGUGCUACACAAUCAUUAAAUAGUAAAACUGUGGAACCUAAACCAGUUUCGUUAGAUAAUAAGACGCUCGAUGAUUUGGUUACGAAAUGGACCAACCAGCUAACAGAUGCAGCUACACAUUUUGAUAAUUAUUCCAAAAAAGUAAACAACUGGGACCAAAUGUUGGUGAAAGGUGGGGAACAAGUCAGUCAACUUUACUCCGACACAUUAGCCGCUGAACAAAAUCAGAAUAAAAUUGAUCAAUCGUUACAGUACAUCGAGAGACAACAAGAUGAAUUAGACGUAUUUUUAGACUCUUACGAAAAGAAAGCUGAUACCUUACUUUCUGACAUUCUGUCGAACUCGUCUGCUAAUAUUGCAAGUAACAAUGAUCAGAAGAGACAACAAGCGUAUCGUACGGCGGAAACUUUGGAUGAGAAUUUAGAUUCGCUUUCUUUGAAUCUUUCAUCUUUGAUAACGGAGAUAAACGAGGUAAGUGCAAAUUUCAAUAAGGCAACAAGCAUUAACUUAAAUAAUAAAGAUGAAAAUGCCCAACUUAUUAGAUUGUUGAACGCCCAUUUAGAUGCAUUGAAAUCGCUUGACAAUAAUUCUAACCUUUUGGAACAGAAGAUCAAAGCGUUAAGUAAAUAA